Molecule: messenger RNA, 828 nt
Organism: Spodoptera littoralis (African cotton leafworm)
Lineage: Eukaryota; Metazoa; Arthropoda; Insecta; Lepidoptera; Noctuidae
Source: the annotation of a GenBank genome assembly
AUGGCUUCCUCCUAUUCAUAUCCUGAAUUAUUUUUGGCGGGUUUUAUAUUUACCUUGCCCUUUUUAUAUGAAAAAAGCAAUGUUUUCCGAUAUUACUUAAAAUUUUUCCUCUACUACGCUUAUGUGUUAAUCACUUGCACAGUGCUUUUGCCCGUAGUAUUAAUAUAUCCUCGCGACGUAACAAACCUAAUAGUUGCUUCCAGAUUUUGUCGCUAUGCCUCUUAUAUAGUAGGUAUAGAAUGGGAGUUGAGGGGGUUGGAACAUUGGAACUCUGAACAAUGCUACAUUGUGAUAUCUAAUCAUCAAAGCUCAUUAGAUAUAUUAGGCAUGUUUGAAAUGUGGCCACGCAUGAAACGCUGCACUGUCGUGGCCAAGAGACCUUUAAUGUUUACUGGUGCAUUUGGUUUUGGUGCUUGGCUCUCUGGACUAGUAUUCAUUGACCGGUUAAGAACAGAGAGAGCUCGUCAGCUAAUGAAGGAUGCUACUGCAAGAGUCAUAAAAGAAAAAACAAAGCUAUGGAUAUUCCCGGAAGGGGCAAGAUUUAACAAAGGCAGUAUACAAGCUUUCAAGAAAGGUGCAUUUUAUUUAGCUAUUGAUGCUCAGAUACCAAUAAUGCCAGUUGUUUUUAGUCAAUAUUAUUUUCUUGAUAGUGAGACCAAGACGUUUGAACCAGGGAAGGUGGUCAUCACUACACUGCCUCCUAUUCCAACAAGUGGAAUGACUCGCAAUGAUGUUGAAAGAUUGUCUGAAAUAGCCCGCCAACAAAUGAUUGAUGUUUUCCAUGAGACCUCCAAAGAUUUAGUCAUGCAAAAGAAAAUUGCUAUUUAA